This is a messenger RNA of Lepisosteus oculatus (spotted gar), 1038 nucleotides long. RefSeq names its product trace amine-associated receptor 4-like. Gene Ontology annotation, cellular component: membrane. Gene Ontology annotation, biological process: G protein-coupled receptor signaling pathway. Lineage: Eukaryota; Metazoa; Chordata; Actinopteri; Semionotiformes; Lepisosteidae. Gene Ontology annotation, molecular function: trace-amine receptor activity. The record is from RefSeq and is a predicted model, not a curated record.
AUGAAUUCUACAACGGAGUUUGAAGAAAUGCAGUAUUGUUUUCAGUAUCUAGAAGGAUCUUGUCCCAAAGCACACAGGACAGCAGUUAUUAAAGUUGCUAUGUACAUAUUUAUGGUUGGAACAAUGUUAGCUACCGUGAGUGGAAAUUUAAUGGUCAUUAUUUCAAUUGCUCACUUCAAACAGCUUCAUUCUCCAACUAAUUUUCUUACUCUAUCGUUAGGAUGUGCUGACUGUCUUUUAGGCGCUUUUGUAAUGCCAUACAGCAUGGUAAGAUCUGUGGAAACCUGCUGGUACUUUGGGGACUUGUUUUGUAAAAUACAUUCAAGUCUUGACAUGACAAUUUCCGUAGCAUCUAUUUUGCAUUUGACUUUCAUUGCUGUUGAUAGAUAUGUCGCCAUAUGUGAUCCUUUACGGUAUAGAAGCAAGAUCACCACAUUCGUUGUAGCCAUUUUUAUUGGCAUCAGUUGGAUUUAUUCACUGGGGCUUGGCUUUGGAGUGGUGUUUUCUAAAAUAAAUUUAACAGGCAUUGAGGAAUUUGUGAUUUUAAACUCUUGUGUGGGUACAUGUUUCUUAAUUUUUAACAAACACUGGGGAGUGCUGGCGGCAUUACUAGCAUUUUUAAUACCAGGAACAGUGAUGAUUUCUCUUUAUGUGAAAAUUUUUAUGGUUGCUAGUAGGCAUGUGAGAGUGCUAAAUGAUACAUCAGGGAAAAUAUGUGCUCGUAAUGAUCAUAAACGAAAGAUAGUAGAAAACAGGGAAAGGAAGGCUGCAAAAACAUUGGGUAUUGUAAUGGGUGUUUUCCUCAUUUGCUGGUUGCCAUUUUUUAUGGCUACGAUUAUUGAUCCUUUCAUUGGUUUUUCAACUCCUGUCAUUCUUUUUGAUGCUCUCGUAUGGUUUGGCUACUUUAAUUCUACAUGCAAUCCUGUAAUUUAUGGAUUUUUUUACCCCUGGUUUCAAAAAGCAUUCAAAAUAAUUAUAACAGGGAAGGUAUUUUGCUAUAACUCUUCAUCAACACAUCUCUUUACAGACAAGCAUUAA